GUACAAUAGAAACUUGAGCAGAUGUUGACAACAUAAGUUCAAGUUGCUUGGCCAAGAAAUUGGAAGUCGAGUCUGCCUGGAAGGUCGAGAUGAAGAGCUCCUCGAUAUCCGCACAUCGUGCGGCUGCGGCUCUUCUUGUGGCCAACAUCAUGUGCAAUGGUCCGCAGGGCGCAAACAGCAUCCGGCUGAAUAGCAUGCAGCGACGCUUAGGUGCACGGAGCAGCAUGCGAGCCCUCACCAAGUCUGAUGCAGCUGCCUACAAGUUUCUACGCCGGAAGAUGGCGAAGGUGAUCCAAGAAGGGGAGAAGCCCUACGAGUUCGCACACCAGGACUGCGCGCAAGACUUUUGCAACUUGGAAACGAUGUUUAUUGAAAAGAGCUACUCGGACGGAGAAAAAAACCUUGCUCUGGACCUCUGCAUGGCCGGCUGCGAAUCUUGUGCGGGCGCGAUGAAGCACACCCCGGGGCUGACGAAGGGCAAGUUAUUACAGUGCUUGGUCCAGAGCAACAACAUUGCGAACGGCCAACUUCUUGGAGGCGGGGUUAGUACGGCGAGCCGGCAGCAGCUCGGUCUGCUAGGUUUGGCCGAAAGUCGCGCGGAAGAUAGCGGUGCGCUCGAUGCUUGGCCUGCCAACCGGUUAUGAGUGGAAAAAAAUCUUCUACUUUUUUUAUUCUGGAGGGUUCGCUCAAUGCGGUAUAUUGGGUUAGACCUGAAAUCAGUCUACAUGCAUGAAAACGACGAUCGAAUCAGUAUCAGUAUGCCGAUGCUACUCCCCUGCGUUUGCUUCAACAUAUCCAAAGAUUUUUUUUUUGUUCCACGAAGACCGACACAUAUUGGCUCAGCAGCGUACUACGAACACAUGAAAGAACAGGCCGCAAAGAAGGGAAGUUUUGCUGCGGAGAAGAGCAGCACUGCAGCUUUCAAAAACACGGCAGGAGUAAACAACAAUCGUCUCAAUCGAAAAACGCAGAAGCGAGCGCAUUCGCGAAAGGGAGGUUCGUCACUAGCAAAGCAGGCCAGCCUGAGUACUUCUGCCACCAAAAGCAAAAGCCGGAAAAAGACGAACAAAGUUGUCAGUGCAGCAGCACCUCGGCAAUUGCCCAAAAACCAAAUGCCGCAACCACAGCCUAAUCCAGCAGUAGAUCCGACUAUACACAACGGCAUGCGAACGGACGGCAAUGGCAAGCUGCUGGCGUCUUCCGCACCAGCUCCACCUCCUUUACCUUCCCAAGAAAUCGCAAAACUCGCUACGGCGAAAGUGCAGCCUGCCUGGCAUCCGCCGCCGGAGGACAAAGCGCGCAAGGAGGAGGAGACGCCUGGACAGCUUGGCAAGAUCCCGAUAGUGGAGGAAGUGCCGGACGACGAGAUGAAAGGUCAAGGUGUCGACGACAAGUCCGAUAGCUUGACGAAGCCGCACAGAGGACUUGUUCCCUCUCAGGGCGGUGCUGGAGUUAUUUCUGACAAGCCGGGGGCGCCGCAAACUACCGAAGAUGACAAAACCAAGGACCUCCUGCUUGCGAAACAAAAGCACGGGCAAGAAGCCAAGAAGGGCAUCGAGGAUGACAUGGACAUGGACGAUGAAGAUGAAGAUGUUGACCCGGAGCACCAGGAGCCGACAGAAGAAGAAGAGGAAGACGAGGAAGUGCUAGAGCCUGCACCAGGAGAGGAAAUCGAAGACUCAUCCGAGCCACAAGAGGACGAAUUCGGAGAUGGUGAAUCUGAGCCAGAAGAGCUGGACGAAGAUGAACAAACCGAAGAGGACCCAGAAGUACUGGAAGAUGAAGAAGCAGAAGAAGGCGAAGACGCUGAAACAUCAACGCCAGAAGACACAACCACUCAUCCCGUCGAAGGCACCAUCAAAAUCUCGGGCACUGCGACUGGCAGUGGACUGACCACCGAGCAGCAGGACCAGCUGGACCGCGUGGAGGAGUCGUUGGACCGCGUGGAAAGCUCGGUGCACCACCUCGAGGACUCGCUGGACUCGAUGGGAUCCGGGCUCGAAGACGCGCUGCACACGGUCGGAGAGGGGCUGAUGGGGUACGGUCAUUAUUAUCACCAUGAUGAUGACCACCAUUAUUACGAUGACCACUGGGAUUCUGAUUGCCACCACGAAGACGAUCACUACUACAAUCCUUGGUACAAUCUGCUCGCGAAAAUCAAAACAAAACUUUCUUCGACCCUCGGGAGCAGUGGCCUGGGAGACGAACUCGACUUGGUUCACAAGAAGCAGAAGCAGAAAAGGAGCACUCGCGAUGGUGAUCACGCCGGAGCAAACGGCGCCAAAAAGUCCACAGCAAGUGUCGUGCACGAGGUGGAGGAGGACCACAAGUAGGAAAAUGCCAAGGAUGAAGAUCAUGGUGAAAAAUGUCCAGAAACAACGACAAGAGAGAAUGAUAUUGAACUUGCCAUGGUCGGGGAAAAAUUCCAACCGUGCAGCAGAGAAAGAUGAAAAUCCUCAAAGGAUCAAACCUAAGGAUCAAGCCUAAGGAAGAAGACUUGACGAGAAAAUGACAAAACGGAAAUGAACGUAAAUUUGCAACGUGCAGAACGAACAACCCUUUGUAUGAUGUAGAUGUUAGACUCAGCUGCAGCUCCAUUUUCUUGUUUCCCAAAGAAGUAGUCGCGCACGCGCUCUCGCAAAACAUCAAGACAAGUCAACGUCUAUGACCAGUGCAAGAAUGAACUGACGAGCAUUUUUG
This is a messenger RNA of Amoebophrya sp. A120, 2700 nucleotides long. The record is from the annotation of a GenBank genome assembly. NCBI's taxonomy places the organism in Eukaryota, Dinophyceae, Syndiniales, Amoebophryaceae.